CCACCGCGCCGCGCCCAACCCAGGGCCCGCGCCCGGUCACACCCGCUCUGCUCCCGCCCGGGUUCACGGGGCGCCUGCGGCGCGGGCUCCUGCUUCUCUCGGCGGAUGACGGGCGCGCGGAUCCGGAGAGGGGGCUCCGCGAGCGGCGGGACCACGCAGCCACCUGUGAGCCUUCCGCAGCUGCGGGCGGCGGCGGCUUGCCCGGCCCGAGACGGGAGGAGAAGCUCGGCGGCCCCCGCCCGCCGGCCCGCCGGGCGCACACUCGGGCGCACACACUCGCAUCCGCGCACGCACCGCCAGCAGGCAGCGGCCACCGCCGCGAUGCUCGCCCGCGGGUCGGGGAAGUUUCCCGCCGGCCUCGGCCGCGGGCGCCGGUGCUCCCAGGUGUAGCGCCCCCGCGCGGCGCGGGCUGCCGGUGCCUCCAGCAUGACCGGCCAGAGCCUGUGGGACGUGUCGGAGGCCAACGUCGAGGACGGGGAGAUCCGCAUCAACGUGGGCGGCUUCAAGAGGAGGCUGCGCUCGCACACGCUGCUGCGCUUCCCCGAGACGCGCCUGGGCCGCCUGCUGCUCUGCCACUCGCGCGAGGCCAUUCUGGAGCUCUGCGAUGACUACGACGACGUCCAGCGGGAGUUCUACUUUGACCGCAACCCUGAGCUCUUCCCCUACGUGCUGCAUUUCUAUCACACCGGCAAGCUUCACGUCAUGGCUGAGCUGUGCGUAUUCUCCUUCAGCCAGGAGAUCGAGUACUGGGGCAUCAACGAGUUCUUCAUUGACUCCUGCUGCAGCUACAGCUACCAUGGUCGCAAAGUGGAGCCCGAGCAGGAGAAGUGGGACGAGCAGAGUGACCAAGAGAGCACCACGUCUUCCUUCGAUGAGAUCCUUGCCUUCUACAACGACGCCUCCAAGUUCGAUGGGCAGCCCCUCGGCAACUUCCGCAGGCAGCUGUGGCUGGCCUUGGACAACCCUGGCUACUCAGUGCUGAGCAGGGUCUUCAGCAUCCUGUCUAUUCUGGUGGUGAUGGGGUCCAUCAUCACCAUGUGCCUCAAUAGCCUGCCUGACUUCCAAAUCCCUGAUAGCCAGGGCAACCCUGGCGAGGACCCUAGGUUCGAAAUCGUGGAGCACUUUGGCAUCGCCUGGUUCACAUUUGAGCUGGUGGCCAGGUUUGCUGUGGCCCCUGACUUCCUCAAGUUCUUCAAGAAUGCCCUAAACCUUAUUGACCUCAUGUCCAUCGUCCCCUUUUACAUAACUCUAGUGGUGAACCUGGUGGUGGAGAGCACACCUACCUUAGCCAACUUGGGCAGGGUGGCCCAGGUCCUGAGGUUGAUGCGGAUCUUCCGCAUCUUAAAGCUGGCCAGGCACUCCACGGGCCUCCGCUCCCUGGGGGCCACUUUGAAAUACAGCUACAAAGAAGUAGGGCUGCUCUUGCUCUACCUCUCCGUGGGGAUUUCCAUCUUCUCCGUGGUGGCCUACACCAUUGAAAAGGAGGAGAACGAGGGCCUGGCCACCAUCCCCGCGUGCUGGUGGUGGGCUACUGUCAGUAUGACCACAGUGGGGUACGGGGAUGUGGUCCCAGGGACCACGGCAGGGAAGCUGACUGCCUCUGCCUGCAUCUUGGCAGGCAUCCUCGUGGUGGUCCUGCCCAUCACCUUGAUCUUCAAUAAGUUCUCCCACUUUUACCGGCGCCAAAAGCAACUUGAGAGUGCCAUGCGCAGCUGUGACUUUGGAGAUGGAAUGAAGGAGGUCCCUUCAGUCAAUUUAAGGGACUAUUAUGCCCAUAAAGUUAAAUCCCUCAUGGCAAGCCUGACGAACAUGAGCAGGAGCUCACCAAGUGAACUCAGUUUAAAUGAUUCACUACAUUAGCUGGGAGGACUUGUCACCCUCCACCCCACAUUGCUGAGCUGCCUCUUGUGCCUCUGGCACAGCCAGGCACCUUAUGGUUAUGGUGUAAGGAGUAUGCCCAGCCCCUGAGGGGAGAGAUGCAUGGGAUAUGCACCCAGGUUUCUUUUACAGUAUUUAGAAUCGUUUUUAGAGGGUGGUGUGUCUGACACCAUGCCUUUGCACCUUUCCAUGAAAUGACACUCACUGGUCUUUGCAUCGUGGGCAUAAAAUGUUCACCUUUUUGCCAGAUGAGUACACCCAGAAUGCUAAUUUUUCUGUUCAUCGUGUACGCUAUUCUAGUGCUUGUGGCCCAGUACUGUCUAUGAGUUGUUGUGCUCCUGUUUCUGAGGUUGUCGUGUGAGUUCUGUACAAAAAGCCCCCACAAGUCUGUCCACUGGAAAUGCAUCUGUGAGGUCAGCAAGGAUAUCAUGAGAUUUUUGCUCACAGUCAUGUGAAAACAAAAUCUCAGCUCUUUAUUCAUUGCUUUCAUUUAGUUUUAAUACCAAAACAGAGAAUGCAAAGUUAAGCACACUUGACCAAUGCAAGUCUGUAUGUUGUUUUUAUAAAUGAUCUGUAGUUCCGUGGCUUGCAUGGGUGCACCUAUCAUCUUUAGAACGAUGUACACUGAUGUUCAUCUCAUAAAUGUCACUCUUUAGAGAAUGUUAGUUAAACAUGUAGCGAAGAUUGAAUUUUUUCCCUAAGGACAGAUGCGUUAGGCAGAGCGGCUUCAGCUAAAUAGUCGAGACCGUGGGGUGCUUAAAGCCAAGUCAGUGCAGGCUGAGCCCCUUGGUUCAUGGUCAAACCUCCGUGUUUCGUAGGGUGACUGUAGAGACAUGUAUUUCUGGAUGAGGUUUCUGAUGUAGACCAUUUGACCAAACUUUGCUGUGUCUAAGAUAUUAGCAUGUUUUGGAAAUAUUUAUUUUUUAAGAUGUUUAGGAGUAAGGUUGUGUUGUCUUCCUCAACUAAAAAGAAGUUUACUGUUGUAUCGUCUCCCUGAGGUGAACUUUGUUAGGUUGCUAGCAAGGGCAGUAGCUUACUUUUGUUGCUUGCUCUGAAAGCUCAUCAAAUGAGAGCCCUUUUAUUUCCAAGCAGAAUUUACUCAAAUAAUUUUGCUUCUGAGAUAUAGUAUGUUGUAUAUAUGUUGUGUUUUCCCUGGAGUUCCUGCCAUGACAUGGAAACCUGGUGGUAUGGAAGCAUGUACUCAAAAUAUAGAUGUGCAUGAAGGUGGUGUGGCUUACCCAGGGCGGAAAUGCUGCAGUUCUUACUUGCAUUCCAAUUGCCUUUCAUUGGGGGUGAGUGGGUAGAGGCCAGGAGAAAGGAAAGAGUUGUAAAAUAAAAAACUGCUAGUUCAUAAAA
Molecule: messenger RNA, 3234 nt
Organism: Piliocolobus tephrosceles (Ugandan red Colobus)
Lineage: Eukaryota; Metazoa; Chordata; Mammalia; Primates; Cercopithecidae
Product: potassium voltage-gated channel subfamily S member 2
Exons: 2
Coding region: 427-1860 (477 amino acids)
Biological process (GO): action potential; potassium ion transmembrane transport; protein homooligomerization
Cellular component (GO): voltage-gated potassium channel complex; membrane
Molecular function (GO): voltage-gated potassium channel activity; protein binding
Source: RefSeq, a predicted model, not a curated record